Helianthus annuus (common sunflower) is the source of this 1068-nucleotide messenger RNA. RefSeq names its product (E)-beta-farnesene synthase. The record is from RefSeq and is a predicted model, not a curated record. Lineage: Eukaryota; Viridiplantae; Streptophyta; Magnoliopsida; Asterales; Asteraceae. Gene Ontology annotation, molecular function: magnesium ion binding; terpene synthase activity.
AUGGGGGUGCUCAUCGGAACGCUAAUCCCCACUGUCCUCGCCGCCGCAUUGGAGCAAAUCCCCUUCGCCACUGUCGUCAGGUCUCACACUCGAAUAUUCAAGAACCAUAUGUAUGAGAAGGGAAAUUUUAAGGAGUCUUUAUGUGAAGAUGCUCAAGGAUUGCUUGCUUUGUAUGAAGCAUCUUAUAUGCGGGCGGAAGGCGAAAAAGUACUAGAUGAUGCCCUCGAGUUCACUAAAACUCACCUUGCUAUCAUGGCAAAGGAUCCUUCUUGCGACUCUUUAUUGAGAGCCCAAAUACAAGAAGCACUAAGGCAGCCUCUCCGGAAAAGGUUGCCAAGGCUAGAGGCUGUGCGUUACAUACCUAUUUACCAACAAGAUGUUUCCCACAAUGAGGUCUUACUGAAGCUUGCAAAGUCUGAUUUUAAUGUCCUUCAUAAUAUGCACAAGGAGGAACUUAGCCGAAUUUGCAAAUGGUGGAAAGACUUGGACAUGCAAAAGAAACUACCUUACGUUCGAGACAGAUUGAUAGAAGGCUAUUUUUGGAUACUGGGGGUCUAUUUUGAGCCUCAACAUUCUCAUACGAGAAUAUUUUUAAUGAAAACCUCCAUGUGGUUGAUUGUUCUGGAUGACACAUAUGAUAACUAUGGAACUUAUGAUGAACUCAAGAUCUUUACUGAUGUUGUUCAAAGGUACACUUUAAAUCAUCACCAAGAAAUGGAGGAAUCACUUGAAAAGGAAGGAAAAACAUACCAGAUCCACUAUGUGAUAGAGAUGGCAAAAGAGGUGAUUGAAAACAACUUAGUUGAAGCCAAAUGGUUAAAAGAGGGGUACAUGCCAACUCUUGAAGAGUACAUGUCUGUUUCAAUGAAGACUUGUACCUACGGCUUGAUGAUAACAAGAUCUUUUGUUGGUAGGGUUGAUCAUAAGGUCACUGAAGACACCUUCAAAUGGGUCGCCACAUAUCCACCUAUUGUUAAAGCUGCAUGUUUGGUUUUAAGGCUAAUGGAUGAUAUUACCACCCACAAGGUACUAAAUACACACAUAUAUACAUACAUAGCUAAGGAGUAG